UUCCGUAUAACAAAAAGGCUCUAUUAAAUAGUACUCCAUGUUCCUUCGACAUUAUAUUAUUUGUAAACCAUUCCACUUUUUGAUAUUUGAGAGAGCAAAAAAAAAUAAAAAAAUGGAGCUUUGUGAACAUGAUAUUUUGGAGGAAUUAUUAGCUCCAAGAAAAGAAAGUUGGAGCACUUUGAAUGAUUUUUUCCCAAAUGGAAAUGGAUGGACUUUUGAAUCACCACUACCUUUUUACCAAAACCCUGAAUUUGUUGCCUUAAAUUCUUCACUUUUGGGCCUCAUUUCACCUCCAAUAUCUACCUCACAGUCAAAUUUUCCUGAUUUUACUUCACCUGAAUCCUAUCAAUUUCUUGAUUCUUCUUUUACUGGUCCACCACUACUUGAUGACUACAGUGACAGAGCAGUUGUGGAAAAUCAUGAAGAAUUUGGUGGGAUUAUUCCUAGUGAUUUUCAUGGAUUGCAAGAAGAGUUGAAUAGCUUUAGUGAUGUUAAAGUUGAAGAAGCAAAUUCAAGAUUAAUGGGUAAUGUGGGAGAAAAGAAGAAUAAAAUUAGGAAGGUUGAAGGACAGCCUUCAAAAAAUUUAAUGGCAGAGAGGAGGAGAAGAAAGAGACUCAAUGAUAGACUCUCUAUGCUUAGAUCCAUUGUUCCUAAGAUUAGCAAGAUGGACAGAACAUCUAUACUUGGAGAUGCAAUCGAUUACAUGAAGGAGCUUUUAGAAAAAAUCCAUACAUUGCGUGAAGAUGAUAAUGUGAAAGACGAAAUUAAGGAUAUUAAAUUCGUAGGAAACUUCAAGGAGUUAAAGCCAAAUGAAGCACUUGUUAAAAAGCCUCCUAAGUUUGAGGUAGAAAGGAGAAAUGCAGACACCAGAAUCGAGAUCUGUUGCAGUGCAAAGCCAGGGUUGUUGUUGUCAACAGUGAGCACAUUAGAAGCUCUUGGGCUUGAUGUACAACAAUGUGUUAUCAGCUGUUUCAGUGACUUCUCAUUGCAAGCUUCUUGUUCGGAGGCAAGGGAGCAUCGAGCAAUUUUGAGCGGUGAAGAUGUAAAGCAAACCUUGUUCAAAACAGCAGGCUUUGGAGGAAGAUGUCUUUAGAGAUGCACAAUAAUCCCCAACCAAGGACAUUCUGUCUGUUGUUCAAAGAAUAUUGCAAGUUUUAAUAAUGUCAGUCUUCUUUCUCCAAUGUAGUUUUCUUGAUUCAUUUAUAAGAUCUAUUCUGCUAUACUACUAUUCAAAUGGAGUUAAUACAAUCCGUCUGUCAAUUGUUUCAAAAUAAUGGAUUGGAGUAUUGAUAUUCACAAGGUAUGAAUUUACGAGUCCCUUUUUGGUUUUC
Messenger RNA from Solanum verrucosum, 1331 nucleotides. RefSeq names its product transcription factor bHLH61-like. Bases 38 to 1093 code for a protein of 351 amino acids. The transcript has 4 exons. Gene Ontology annotation, molecular function: DNA-binding transcription factor activity; sequence-specific DNA binding; protein dimerization activity. Gene Ontology annotation, biological process: regulation of DNA-templated transcription. The record is from RefSeq and is a predicted model, not a curated record. Gene Ontology annotation, cellular component: nucleus. Lineage: Eukaryota; Viridiplantae; Streptophyta; Magnoliopsida; Solanales; Solanaceae.